Messenger RNA from Salvia miltiorrhiza (redroot sage), 2002 nucleotides. RefSeq names its product exo-alpha-bergamotene synthase-like. The record is from RefSeq and is a predicted model, not a curated record. Lineage: Eukaryota; Viridiplantae; Streptophyta; Magnoliopsida; Lamiales; Lamiaceae. Gene Ontology annotation, molecular function: terpene synthase activity; magnesium ion binding. The coding region runs from base 180 to 1808 and encodes 542 amino acids. The transcript is spliced from 8 exons. Gene Ontology annotation, biological process: diterpenoid biosynthetic process.
UAAAGAGUAGAAGCAUUCAAUCUUAGCCUCAAAUCGGUAAUCAGUCGUAUAUAUAUAUUCAGGCGAUUCUCAUCUCUCAUACUCACAUUUCGAACAACUAUGUAGCAAUCUUUCAGUAUUUGUGAAAUACUGAUCUCCACAUCUAAUCACAGCACAGCUUGUUAAGAUCGAAAUUGAUCAUGGAGGAGGUGAGGAGGUCAGCAAACCUUGGGGCAAGUAUCUGGGAUGACGAUUACAUUCAGUCUCUCACAAGUUUAUACACGGGGGAAAAGUACGUAGCUGAAGCUGAGAAACUGAAAAAUCUGGUGAAAAUAAUGAUAGACGAAACCGAAGACGAGCUGGACCAACUUGAGCUUAUCGACAGUCUGCAGAGGCUGGGUUUAUGUAACCACUUUGAGGAUCGAAUAGCUAAGAUGUUAGACAACAUUUAUGAGGCGGAAAAAUGUCGAGACGAUGAAAACAUGGAAAAGGACUUGCACAUCACAGCUCUCAGAUUCAGACUUCUCAGACAACAUGGAUAUCAUGUUCCUCAAGAGAUUUUCUGUAGUUUCAUGGACGAUGUAGGAAAUUUCAAGGCCUCCCUAUGUGAAGACGUGAGAGGAGUGGUAUCUCUAUAUGAAGCUUCGUAUUUAUCCGUGGAAGGGGAAAGCUUACUGGAUUUAGCCAAAGAUUUCUCACUGAAUCAUCUUACUCGAAGAAUCGACAAAAUUACAGAGCCACAUCUAAGGGAGCAAGUGAAGCAUGCUUUGGAGGUUCCUCUACACUGGAGAGUGCAGAGGCUGGAAGCCAGGUGGUACAUCAAAGCUUACGAGAGUAGAUCUUCAGCAAACCUUAUCCUGGUUGAGCUGGCUAAGUUGGAUUUUAACAUGGUACAGGCAACACACCAGCAAGAGCUCAAGCGCAUGUCAAGAUGGUAUAAAGAGACUGGUCUCCCGGAAAAGUUGGGGUUCGCCAGGCACCGAUUGGCGGAGUGUUUCUUGUGGGCUUUGGGAUUCGCUCCGAAGCCUCAUUUUGGAUUUUCCAGGGAAAUUUUGAUCAAAACUGGGCAGCUUAUCACCAUAAUAGAUGACAUAUACGAUGUAUAUGGAACCUUGGAAGAACUCCAAUUGUUCACCAACACAAUCGAGAGGUGGGAUAUUAAUUCGCUGGACAACCUUCCAGAAUAUAUGCGGAUUUGUUUCUUAGCUAUCUUCAAUUUCUCGAAUGAAUUGGCUUAUCAUAUUCUCAGGGACCAAGGUUUCAACGUUAUCCCAAAUAUGAGGAAACUGUGGGCAGAACUGUGUAGAGCUUAUUACUUAGAAGCGAGAUGGUUUCACAGCGGAUACGUCCCAACCACAAAUGAGUACCUAAAUACAGCAUGGAUUUCCAUUUCGGGUCCUCUACUUCUAUUUUAUGCUUACUUCUCAACAAAUGCUAUAAACAACGAGGAACUACAGAGCCUAGAACAAUAUCCUGGUAUUAUUCGUUGGCCAUCCGCGAUUCUUCGUUUGACAGAUGACUUGGGAACUUCAUCUGACGAAAUGAAACGAGGGGAUGUUCCGAAAUCCGUUCAGUGCUACAUGAUUGAAACAGGAUGCUCUGAGGAGGAUGCUCGCAAGCACAUAAAGCAUUUGAUCGAGGCGGCACUGAAGCGCAUGAACAAAGAGAUACUAAUGGAGAAGCCCUUGAAGGAUUUCAGCCACAUUGCCAUGAAUCUUGGGCGAAUCUCACUCUGCAUGUAUCAACACGGAGAUGGCUACGGCCUUCCCUAUUCCGAAACCAAGAGAAAUUUGGUCUCGCUCCUCGUUCAACCCUUCCCUAUGCCUUGAAUUCCUACGCACCAGCUUUAAGUAAACCAAUAAAGAGAUCGAGUCCCCAUGCCCUGAUGAUUUCAAUGCAUCAGAUCUGAAUAAGGAGACUCUUUGCUCUUACUUUCCACAUUAAUUUUCAUGUCGUGCUCCUUAACUUGUAUUCGGCCAUCGCCAUUCUAUAUAUUUAUAAACUUCUGGUUCAUGAAGGUAUA